This is a messenger RNA of Tachysurus vachellii, 5165 nucleotides long. RefSeq names its product rho guanine nucleotide exchange factor 26-like. Gene Ontology annotation, biological process: activation of GTPase activity. The record is from RefSeq and is a predicted model, not a curated record. Gene Ontology annotation, molecular function: guanyl-nucleotide exchange factor activity; protein binding. The coding region runs from base 223 to 2925 and encodes 900 amino acids. NCBI's taxonomy places the organism in Eukaryota, Metazoa, Chordata, Actinopteri, Siluriformes, Bagridae. The transcript has 15 exons.
CCGUCAUUCAGCUCCGGUCGCAGGUCGCGCUCGGAUGCACGGGGCUCCUCGUAGAGCUGCGCGCGAGGAUGUGGACUAAACACAGUGGUCUCUGUUGAACUGCGAAUAAUAAUUUGCCUUUAGGGUUUAAAGCUUCAGCAGCACUUAGACACGGAGGAGCUGAACUGGGCUUUAAAAACUGACUGCACGCAAAGACUGCAAUGUUUGCGCAGUGACCCUGCUAUGGAUUUUGGCAACGAGGUCGAUCUUUCCAACAGCAACAGCAACAUCAUCGCUCCUCUGUGGAAAAAGCGUGCCACGGACCAGGUCUUGAACGGCAACCAGAAGCCCAAAUCAAGACCUCUGAGUUAUCAGAUUGACGGUGUGCUUAUGGCAGAUUUCCCUGUGGAGGACAAGUGCUCUAUCACCCUUACACAACCUGCAGAGAAGAUCACCACUCCACAAGGAACCAUGGUGGUCAAACAUGUUUUGAACAAACCUGCCCAUAAAACUCGUGUUGUUAGGAGCAUUAGCAUUGGGCAUCUAUCCAGUGGUCGCUUUUCUUUGGCUAGGUUCAGAUCAGAGAAUAAUAAUGAAUCUGUGGACAGUAACCAGGUGCCUAAAACCACCCUAUCUAAAAAAACUUCAAAUGGCUUGAACAAAAAGGAGGCCAAAAGAGAUCGUGAUCCUUUAAAGCGUCUGUCCAACCCAUUUACCCUCAUCUCUCAGAGAGAGCAGAUUGUUUUUGCGGAUUCCUCCCCAGAUAAACGAACCCCACAGAAAUCAAGCUCUCCCUCCCAGAAUACCUCUCAGCAGCAUUCUUCUCCAGUCACUCUUCGAAAUUCUUCAUCUCAGAGCUCAAUAUCUAGCACUCGUUCCCUUUCUUCUUGCUCUUCUUCCUCAUCCUCUGUUCCCAGCACACCAUCCGAGCCCUUUACCCCUCAAUCUCCGACUCCAUCCGAAAGCAGCACAGUAUCUCCAGUUUUAUGCCAGUCCUCAAGCUCCUCUCCAGGGUCCGAAGUCAAGUCACCCCUGCCCAGCAUGGUCCUUAGCACACACAGCCCUGUUGCAUUAAAGAUAGGCACCCAACAGCUCAUUCCUCAUAACCUGGCAUCUGAAAGACGGCCAGGCAAAACUAGCCAAUCUGGGGGGCUGACAGACCCAUCCACACGUUCCCUUCGUGCACGCAGCAUGGUGGAGAGUGGCUCUUUCUUCUCCAGUAGUAAGAAUGUUGAAGAGGCGGAUGGUGAGGAUGCUCCAGGGCUGUUCAGGAGGGGCCUGAGGUCUACAUCAUACCGCCGGGCUGUGGUCAGUGGUGUAGAACUGAAUGUCCCUUCUAACCUACUAAAAGAAGUUCGGGAGGUGAAAGAAGGACCCAGGAGUCCACGACCCACCAAAAGCAAGAGUGGAAAGAAGAAGAAACUACAGACCCAGAGAACAUUUGACAGUGAAGAAGAUGAAGUUCUGUAUCAGAACUACCAGGAGAAGGCUCUGCACAACGACUCGGAUGAGGACGCUGAAUCCAGAGAGCCCAAAGCGGACGAGAGCAUCGUGGUGCAAUACAAACCUAUCCGGACGUCCUGGAGUCAGCUCAGUGUGGUUAUAAAAAGUGGAGCUUGUGAACGACUGAGCCAAGAGGAACGCAAAAGGCAAGAGGCGAUAUUCGAGGUGAUCUCGUCCGAGCACAGCUACCUGCACAGCCUCAUGAUCCUCGUGCGGCUGUUCAAGGACUCGCCGGAGCUCAGGGACACCAUGACCAAGACGGACCACCACCACCUUUUCUCCAACAUCGUGGACGUGUGUGAGGCCAGUAAAAAGUUUUUUAAGGAACUGGAGGACAGACACCAGAAGAACAUUGUGAUCGAUGAUAUCAGCGAUAUUGUGAUCAGGCACGCUCAGGCAAACUUCGAACCAUACGUGACGUACUGCUCGAAUGAAGUGUACCAGCAGAGAACAUUCCAGAGACUAGCAAACAAGAGCCCGACCUUUAAGGAGGUUCUGUCUCGGAUUGAAGCUCAGCCUGAUUGCCGAAACCUUCCUAUGAUCUCGUUCCUGAUUCUGCCCAUGCAGAGAGUCACCAGGCUUCCUUUGCUCAUGGAUACUAUUUGUCAGAAGACACCUAAAGACUCUCCUCAGUACGAAGCUUGUAAAAAAGCUCUUCAGUCCGUCAGCAAGCUGGUACGGAAGUGUAACGAAGGCGCUCGUACGAUGGAACGGACAGAGAUGAUGUACACCAUCAACUCUCAGCUGGAGUUUAAGAUUAAGCCGUUCCCACUGGUGUCAUCGUCUCGCUGGAUGGUGAAGCGUGGUGAGCUCACGGCCUACGUGGAAGAGAGCGGGAUCUUCUCCAGGAAGACGGCACGGCAUCAGGUCUACUUCUUCCUCUUCAAUGACGUCCUCAUCGUCACCCGCAAGAAGAGUGAGGAGAGUUAUACAGUGAUAGACUACGCUCUGAGAGAUCAGAUCUGGGUGGGGCCGUGCCAGCCGGAGGAUCUGAGCCUCUCGCCAACACGCACCACCGCAGGCAUGCUGACAUCACGGCAGGUCGGAGCCAGUCACCUGUUCCGCCUCCAAUUCCGCAGCAACCACUCAGGAGACAAAGUGCCCAUGAUCCUGGGGGCGGAGCUUCUUAAUGAGCGUGCUCGCUGGAUCAGCGCACUGGGACACACUAACAAUGAGAAGAGGAACGCAGACAGAACAAAUUCCAUGCAGGUGGAGGUGAUUCGUACGUACACGGCUCGGCAGCCUGAUGAAAUCUCUCUACAGGUGGCAGAUGUUGUGAUCAUCUCACAGACUGUUGACGGUUGGUACGAGGGCGAGCGAUUGCGAGACGGAGAGAGAGGCUGGUUCGUCGCUGAGUGUGCUCAGCCAAUCACGUGCCAGGCCACCAUUGAGAAGAACAUGCAGAGGAUGGACCGCCUCCAGGGCCUGGAGACCAACGUGUGAACGGGAUUCUCAACAAUUCCUCUCCCCACACACACACACACUUUAAGACGACUCGGGCCUGAGGAGCUGAUGAGAUGUUAUUGUUUCCUGGGACAUCGUGGCGCUCCACACAGGACCUAGCAAAGUCUCAGAAAAAAAACUCACCAAGACUAGAGAUGUUUUUUUCCCCUACCUUCCUCUCUCUCUCUCUCUCUCUCCCUCUCUCUCUCUCUCUCUCUGAAGAACAAGUGGAUCAACUAAUGCGCUUUUAGGAGGAACAUGUUAAAGACUGUUUAAACUCCCUCCAGUACAGGGGUGUCAAACAUGCCAUAUGAGACAUGGCCUGAAAAUGGUUUUAAUCUUUAAAUCACUGAGUGUAAAUUACUCUGAGGACCGGAUGAGGGGGGCACAGUGGCUUAGUGGUUAGCAUGUUCGCCUCACACCUCCAGGGUUGGGGGUUCGAUUCCAACCUCCGCCUUGUGUGUGUGGAGUUUGCAUGUUUUCCCCGUGCCUCGGGGGUUUCCUCCGGGUACACCGGUUUCCUCCCCCGGUCCAAAGACAUGCAUGGUAGGUUGAUUGGCAUCUCUGGAAAAUUGUCCGUAGUGUGUGAUUGUGUGAGUGAGAGAGAGUGUGUGUGUGUGUGCCCUGCGAUGGGUUGGCACUCCGUCCAGGGUGUAUCCUGCCUUGAUGCCCGAUGACGCCUGAGAUAGGCACAGGCUCCCCGUGACCCGAGGUAGUUCAGAUAAGCGGUAGAAAAUGAGUGAGUGAGUGUGAGGACCGGAUGAAACUUUAAAAGUAAAAGAAGACCAUUUCUCCACCAGGGGGCAGAAGAGAGCAAUAAACUCGGCUACUGACGAAAUGUACUAAUGAUUUUAAUUUUAAUCACAACCUACUAUAUAAAUAUAGGGAAAUGUUGAUCUCAUUUAGAGGAUUUACAACAAAAGGGUGUAAAUGAACAUGAAUAUUUUGGGUUCAUUAAUGCAGCUUUAUUACGCAUCGUCCUGGUUCCAGGUUCCAGGACUGAGCUUCAGGUGAAACCUCUGAUGUUGAUUAUUGAUGAUGAUGAUGAUGAUGAUGAUGAUGAUGUAAGUCUGAAGCAGGUUGACACCCCUGAGCUAACACACGUGACCUCUUACCAUGAGCAGCUCAACGUCCAACAAACAGAAGACUCCAAGCCACAAUUCACUCACUGGUGAUUGAGUGUUAACUGCACUUAUGGAGAAGCUUCUCAUUAACACAACACACCAACACAAACACCACACCACCACAAACACAAACAAUACACUACCAGACAACCACCACACCAACACAAACACCACAAAACAAACAGCACACACACAACAUUUACCUGCACAAACUGUAUAGAAUCUAGUUGUAAAUAAAUAAUGACAGAACAGAUUUAAGGGCUCAGGGAAGGUUUGUAGUUAGAAAAAAGAAAUAUAUAAGUAUAAAUACACACACAACAUAUCAACGGCUCAAGCGGAGAUUUAACAGACACCAAUUUGCAUAAAGCUCAGAGCAGGAUGAUGAGCUGUCGUGUGUAAAAUCUCUUCUCUUAUAUAACAGCUUUUAUCAUCAACCUAAAGAUCAAAAGCUGCACUUCAGCUCUCUCUCUCUCUUUCUCUCUCUCACCCCCUCCAACUCUCUCUCUUUCUCACCCCCCUCCAACUCUCUCUCUUUCUCACCCCCCUCCAACUCUCUCUUUCUCACCCCCCUCCAACUCUCUCUCUUUCUCUCUCUCACCCCCCUCCAACUCUCUCUUUCUCUCUCACCCCCCCUCCAACUCUCUCUCUUUCGCUCUCUCACCCCACUCCAACUCUCUCUCUCUCACCCCCCUCCAACUCUCUCUCUCGCUCUCACCCCACUCCAACUCUCUCUCUCUCUCUUUCGCUCUCCCACCCUCCUCCAACUCUCUCUCUCACCCACCUCCAACUCUCUCUCUCACUCUCUCUCACCCAACUCCAACUCUCUCUCUCUCUCUCCCUCAAAAAAAAAAAAAAAAAUGGACAGAUACACAGACGUUCAAGUGGCGCUUCACACGGAUUCGUCACUGAUGAUACAGCUUCAGAAACAGGUUCAAAUGAAGGAACGUUUACGGACUGAAUCCUGAUGUGAAUUGGAGCUCAGGGAGGAAAAAAAACACCACCACACGCUGAAUGAUCUGAUCUGUAUGUAAUGUAAAUACUAACUCUGAGACAGCCUCAGUGUCAUCCUGUAACCUGUAACAAACAUACUGCAUAAAUAGGUUUGGGUUCGUCUCA